Tetrahymena thermophila SB210 is the source of this 372-nucleotide messenger RNA. RefSeq lists its product as hypothetical. The transcript has a single exon. NCBI's taxonomy places the organism in Eukaryota, Ciliophora, Oligohymenophorea, Hymenostomatida, Tetrahymenidae. The record is from RefSeq and is a predicted model, not a curated record.
AUGAUGAAAAAUAUUUUGGAUCUUCUUUGUUUGCACAUAGGUAGCAUAAAACUGGUAAUAGGACAUAAAUAAAUACACAAACAGUAUGAAAAAUAGCUAAUUAUUUAGAACACUUUAGUAAUUCUUUGCACUAACCAUCGUUAUCAUCUGCUUCUUCAUGAAAAGAAUCAACAUAAUAACCAAAAUAAAAUAAUGAAGCAAAUAAGAUAUUUAUUCCUCCAAGCACAACUAUAUCUAAGAUAUGGUUCGAGAAUGAUUUAGACUUUUCUCUUAAAGUUUUUUACCUUUCUUCAACCAUUAUAUUAACUAUAACAGCAUCAUCUACAGCAUCAAAUUAUGAAACUUUACCUAAAGUACUCAUCUUUUAAUUGA